AUGAUGGCGUCUUCAGCUCUCGGCCAUCCUUUUCUGCGCACUAUCCUCCUCCUUUACGUCGCCAUCACUACGCUGUUUACCUCUUCUAUCCACGCUCUUCCCAGCACCUCCCUUUCUAUCGCCUCCCGUUCCCACCUUCGACCCAUCACCGUCCGACACUACACCCUCAACGUCACCACCUCCACCCUCUUCUCCGCAUGCGAUCCCUUCGGCCCUACCACCGUCAUCAACUCCACCCUUCCCGGUCCCACCAUCCGCGCCCGUGCUGGCGAGAUCCUCCGCGUCCGCGUCUACAAUAACCUCGACUCCUCCACCAAUCUCACGCUCCACUUCCACGGGCUCUCCAUGAAGAUGCAUCCGGUCAUGGACGGCACCAUGCUCCUCUCCCAGUGGCCGAUCGUGCCCGGUCAAUUUUUCGACUACACGAUCCCACUGACGGCGGAAGAUAAGGGCACGUAUUUCCACCACUCGCACGUGGGGGUGCAGGCUAUGACUGCGUACGGAGCGUUGGUGGUGGAGGAUCCGGAGGAGGAGGAAUUUGUUGAUCCGAGCUGGUAUACUGUCGAGAUGGAGAAGGGCAAGAGUGUGAGUUUUAGACAUGUAUGGGGUGAAGAAGGGUUAAACGAGAAGGGUAAGAGUGGGAGACACAGUCCGUACAGGUACGAUGAGGAUAGAGUGCUGGCGGUAGGUGACUGGUUUAGUUAUGGCUCGAUCGAUCUGAUCACGCGGCAGUUGAAGGGGGAUCCGUUCGUUUGGCCAGGAUCGGCGACCAAGUUGAUGUUGAACGGCAAGUCCUCCCCCAGCAACAUUUCGGCAAGUAUGCAGCCGAGCUGCAACCAGACCAAGGCGGAUCUUACGGGUGUGUCUUGCAGCUCCGCUCCGAAGGAUUGCGGCAAGGUAGAGUACCCGACGAUCCAUGUGGACUUCAAACAGACCUACAGGUUGCGCUUCAUCGGAGCUACCGCUCUCAUGUACACCUCGUUGGGGAUUUUGAAGCCAACCAAAAAGGCGUAUUCGUCGGUCAACCCUACGGGUGCGUAUGCGGCGCAAAAGGUGCGAUGGGACAAGAUGAAGGUGAUCGAAGCCGAUGGAUCGUACCUGGAUGCUCUGGAGGUGGAUCACAUCGAAUUCACCGCGGGUCAACGUUAUUCUGUGUUGUGGAAGAGUCGAUCUCGAUCCCAGGUGGAAAAGGAUGGGAUGGGUGGAGUGUAUUGGAUGCGAGUCGAGUCGCGUUGGAGAGCAGGUCCCAGCAUGUGGGUCAAGAUUGUCUACCCCAACUCUGCCACCACUGCGGCGGCAACCACACCGCCGGUGAAACUCUUUGCCGGGCAAAAAGAUCUUCAGCUCCUACCACCGGAAUCCUUCGGUUGGAAAGCAUCUUCGCUCGCACCGCUUUCCCUGCCAUACGGUCCGAAUUGGUGGUAUGCAGACCGAAUGCCCUCCGACUCCGAGGUGACCCGAACGGUGGUGAUCGACACGCAACAGGUCAAAUUCUACCCAUCCUCCAAGGGAGUCAAGUGGGACAUGAAUGGUGUGCCAUUCAACGAAUCCUCUCCAGGAACGUCGGCUCCCUAUCUCGUCCGGACAUUCCUCGGCGAUACCCCAUUUCCUUCCUCCUCGCAACUCCACAGUGCCAUGCUGAACCCUACCAACUACUCGUACGCCAAUUCCGACGGUACCACCACCGGGGACGAACGCAUCGUCAACCUUUCCAACCCCACCGAACUCUCCUCCGCUUCCUCCAGACACUGGAACCAAUCCUACUCCUCCUCUCUCAACAUGUUCUUCGCCCAACACAACGAGAUCAUCGAUAUCGUGCUCAUCAACAAACCUUCUCUACUCUCUUCUUCCGUGGAGAUACAUCCUUGGCACAUGCAUUCGCACAAGCACUACACGCGAACCAUCCAACCCGGAACUUUCUCCUUCUCCCGUCUCUCCACGCUCUACUCGUCCCCCCACCCGACGGGGUUCGCAAACCCCAUCUCGCGAGACACGACUGUCGCAUACGCCUCCCCCGGUGCAGCUUUCGCCAACCAAACCAUCCCCACCCCAGCAACAGAAGACGGCGGUUGGACAGUCCUACGCUACAAGGUAGACGCCAACAACGCCGGUGUAUUUCUCUUGCACUGCCACUUGCAUUUUCAUCUAGAGAUGGGUAUGGCUACCGUCUGGGCUAUCGCUCCCGAACUCCUGGCGCAGAAGAAUGGCAUCUACUGGCCAAAGAAAGAUCGGUUGAGGGGGGAGGACGUGCAGGGGUUGGAUGGAGAUUAUCUGCAGUUUGGCAAGAGUGUACAGGCUGUCAUGUAG
Messenger RNA from Pseudozyma hubeiensis SY62, 2307 nucleotides. Its product is annotated as potential multicopper ferro-O2-oxidoreductase. Gene Ontology annotation, molecular function: oxidoreductase activity; copper ion binding. Bases 1 to 2307 code for a protein of 768 amino acids. The record is from RefSeq and is a predicted model, not a curated record. Lineage: Eukaryota; Fungi; Basidiomycota; Ustilaginomycetes; Ustilaginales; Ustilaginaceae. The transcript has a single exon.